AUGGGGCCCCCAGGCAAUAGGGGAUCAUGGGGCCCCUGUGUCCUUGCCCAAACUCAAAAAAGCCUAUGAAAAAGGUUAGGGUAUUGUAGGGUGUCUUCACUCCACUGGAAACAAUGGAGACACCUUUGGACAGCAGCAUUGUCAAUCUGGGGAGAGGGCAGGGGCGGACUGACAACUCAUGGGGCCCCCGGGCAAUAGGGGAUCAUAGGGCCCCUGUGUCCUUGCCCAAACUCAAAAAAGCCUAUGAAAAAGGUACCAGGGGCAUCUCAUGGGGCCCCCUACUGACCCCGGGCCCUCGGGCAGUGCCCGAGUUUCCAAAUGGUCAGUCCGCCCCU
Molecule: messenger RNA, 335 nt
Organism: Staurois parvus
Lineage: Eukaryota; Metazoa; Chordata; Amphibia; Anura; Ranidae
Source: the annotation of a GenBank genome assembly